Ostreococcus lucimarinus CCE9901 is the source of this 2613-nucleotide messenger RNA. RefSeq lists its product with no specific name. Gene Ontology annotation, cellular component: nucleus. The transcript has a single exon. Bases 1 to 2613 code for a protein of 870 amino acids. The record is from RefSeq and is a predicted model, not a curated record. NCBI's taxonomy places the organism in Eukaryota, Viridiplantae, Chlorophyta, Mamiellophyceae, Mamiellales, Bathycoccaceae. Gene Ontology annotation, molecular function: DNA binding.
AUGACGCCCCCUCGCGCGCGCCGAAGCGCGUCUCCGACCGUGUCGACGGCACGGAAAGGUUGUAAGAAGGCUUCUCAGCGAUCUUCAGCCUCGCUGGGAGGAGCAGGGUCAACGACGGCUCCCGCUUGCGACGACGAAGAUGGGCGCGCUCAAGUGGCCAAAGAUGCUCGUGAGGUCGCCGUUUCUUUGCUCGCGAACAAACGUCGCCGGGAGGUUUCUGGCCAGGUAAUGGCAAAAGUGACAGCUACGACGUUAUUCCUCGACACCGUGAGCUUCAAAACAGAGUUGAUAAAACAACACGCGUUCCUGAACCGCGUGAGGAAGCUGCUGAAAGACAAGGAUGUGAAGCGAGACGCGCGCGCGUUGGUCACUGAAGAGUGCGCUUCGACAUCAGAUCAGUCCGAAAACACUGUGCACGUCACCGCUGAUGUCGCACGCACACGCCGUGAAGAGCGGAGCCGAAAUCCGCACCCCUUCUACGUCGAAGUAGUGCAUGCAUUAAGUCGCGGGGACAUCUCGGCGACGCAGGCUGUCCAUGAGUUGCAGCAGGUUGGCGUACGAGUCACCAAAGCGUUUUUGAAACGCGUGUGCACGGCUCAGUCGUUCCGGGAUGACAUUCCCCAUUACUCCGAGUGCGAAGACGGCCGCGGCAGACCAAGUGCACUCAGCAACGCAUACUUGGACCAGCUCGCAAAAAUUGUGAAGCAUUACAUUCGAGUUGGGAUAUCACUGAGUCAAGAGACGAUUUUGUCGAUGGCUAAAAACUUCUAUCGCGACGAGCAUCACGCAGAUCCUUCUGAUAAAACGUUCGGAUCCGCGUGGUUCUAUCGAUUUCUCAAUCGCCAUGGCAUUGACACUUCUCUGUACAAUCCCCAGGAUGCCUUGAGACUCAACGCCGCAACGGAGCACAACGUCAGCAAUUACUACCAGCGCGUGGCCCAAACAGCAGUCAGUAAUGGCUUCGCGACAUGGAAUGCCGACUUCGACGCGAACGAUAGGAGUAGUGAGAUGAUCAUUUGGAACGAAGAAAAGAAGAGCCGCGUGUUCACGUUCGACGAGGCGAAGGUGAUGCUUGCCUAUGAGAAAGGCGUGCGCGGAGUGAGAAUGUUGGUCAUCAAGGGCGAAGACAACCGCAGAUCGGCUGUCACAGCGAACGAUGCAUUCGCAGCAUCCGUCAUGGGAUGUAGAAACCUCGCUGGCGAGUCCUUGGCGCCUUACUUUGUGUGCACGACGCAGCCAAAUGUCGAAGAUGGUUUUGAAAUCCCUGGAACUAUCACCGAUACGACGACGGGUGCGUGCCAACAAGCCCAAUGGAUACGAGGAACGAAGAAGGGUUCAUUCGACGGAUUCGCAUUCGCGACUUGGCUGAAGGAUCAUCUCGCGCCGUGUGUUCCCGAUUUGUCGCCGGAGAAUCCGGCCAUGGUGAUUUGUGACGGAUGUUAUGCUCACACAGUCGACGAGGUGCUUGAGAUUUGUGCAGCAAUGGGGAUUCUCAUGGUCAUUCUGCCGCCUCAUUGCACGCAUAUCCUGCAAGGCGAAGAUUUGUACCACUUUGGUGUGUUUAAAGGUGCGUUUCGCGUCGAGCGUGCUGAAAUCGAAGCGAUGAAACAACUCGCCGCCGCGUGGUUCAUCAAGCUCUUCGAGAACGGCGUCGCUACUUCUUUCGGACAGCGAGAGUUUUGGUACGCGGUUAAGGAGGCAUGGAAAGGCGCUUGGACGAAACAGGCUGUCGAGAAAGGAUUUAAAAUGCAAGGAUUGGUCCCUUUUAAUCGAGCUCCACUCUGGAAAAACUUCCCGAACCAUGAACGCAAGGAGCCGCAGCGCUCGACACCGGACAAGGAAUCUCAAGUUGAAGCUGCCGAGCGGUGCGUUGAGCGCAUGUCCAUACCAGGAGCGCCCGGACUGCGAGUUAUCGCACAAUCUAGCGACUCGACAUUCGAUGUGACGUUUGAUGGUAGUCCAGAGUCGUUCGCACGGGCGCCCCUGAACAUGAUGAAGCUGGACGAAGUGUACAAGAGCCUUGUUGAAAAUCCGAGUAACCAUAGUAUGAACGACGAGCACUUGAACGUUAUGAAGCAGCUCAUUCUCGAAAAGCAAGAAAACAUCACAAAGAACAUCGUGACGACGACCCGGAAACAGAGAAGUACACGCAGACACGAUCGCUAUGAUGAAGCGACUGCUCCAGCCAUGGCCCGCCUGCUCGCCGCUCGACAGAAGAGAGAGAAAACGAAGAAGAGAACGCACGACGCAGCUCAAGAUGGAUGCGACGCUCGGUUCAAGGACAACACGGAUGAUAUUCAAUUUCUUGCGGCGCUUCAUAAACGCCUGGACGACAACGGAUCACUCGAGAAAUCUCUUACAAGAGCUGAACUCAUGAAGGUGAUGCGCGCGAAGCGAAUUCCACUGCCACAAGGACCGACCGCUGAUAUCUUGAGAGAUAAGUUGAAAGAGGUUGACGAGCGGCUCUAUGAAGCAAACAUAGAAUGUACAAGAGUUGCGAACGCGCGGUGGCCCAAAAGAGCACGUCACGCGUCGUCAGUCGACGAUGCAAACGUAAGGUGCGAGGUGAAGUACCAUCCAAGUGGCGUCCGAGUACAACUUAUAACGGACUAA